AUGACGGAAGAAGAAGAGGUAAACCAGGUAAUACAAAAUUUGCAGCAUUGGGGCCAAUUGGCAGAGGAUAUCCAAACCCGCAACGUGGAAGUGGCUAAAGUUUCCAUCAGGAUCCCACCAUUCUGGCACGCAAGGCCAGAACUGUGGAUGGCGCAGGUCGAGUCACAAUUCAUCGCUGCAGGUAUAACGAGUGACAAAACAAAAUACCACACCGUCGAGGCCGCGAUCGAAAGCAACGUGCUAGCCCAAAUAAGCGACAUAAUUCUUAAUCCACCGAACAGUGAACUGUACACCACGCUAAAAAAUCGAAUAAUAACACAAUUCGCGGACUCGGAGCAAAAACGUGCAAAAAAGCUACUGCAGGAAGAAGAGCUUGGUGAUAGCGGUAGCGAGAUCAACGAUAAUAUACUAAAGUCCAUUUGGAUGAGUCGGUUACCUUCCAACAUGCGACUAAUAAUUUCCAUUAGCAACGAACCGCUCGACAAAGUUGCCCUGCUCGCGGACAAAAUAUGUGAGGUUAGUGACACCCCACACGUACACGUGGCCGAAACUCCAGAUACAGCAACACGCAAUCAAUCCAGCAUCGAGCAGCAGCUAGCCGAAAUCACGAAAGAGAUAGCAUCAAUAAAGGCGAACAUAAAUCGUCGGUCUAGAAGUCGCAGCAGAAGCCGUCCUCCGUCACGUUCCGGUAUGCAAAACAACAAUUCGAAUGGUUUGUGCUGGUACCAUCACAAAUUUGGUAACGAUGCCAAAAAAUGUCGUAGCCCUUGCGUGAAAAAGUUAAACUAA
This is a messenger RNA of Bactrocera neohumeralis, 789 nucleotides long. RefSeq lists its product as uncharacterized. NCBI's taxonomy places the organism in Eukaryota, Metazoa, Arthropoda, Insecta, Diptera, Tephritidae. The transcript has a single exon. The record is from RefSeq and is a predicted model, not a curated record. The coding region runs from base 1 to 789 and encodes 262 amino acids.